AUGAUGGAUGAAGUCAAUGCAAUGAAUCAUGAGAAGAUUCAAAACUAUUUAAAAUCGCUAUCAAAUGCAGGAAUCCUGGAGGCAGAUUAUAAUGGCUAUCAACCCUACAUUAAAAGCGAGAAAGCGUUUUCCACAAGGAGUCACAACAAUCGAACAAUUCCAUACAAUUAUCCUCAAAUUCCAAUUUAUGGUCCUACGAUGGGAUAUGUGACGAAUGCUUCAAAUUAUAAUCAUCCACAAAGUUACCGUUCAAAUCUUUAUCAAAAUCAUUAUUUUAUUCACGAUGAGAAACAAAGUCCAAAGGAGAAGAAAAGCGAUAAAAAUUCUCGUAAGAAAUCUGUUUUAGAGGAUGCAGAUCUUUCAUACUCAGGAGUUGAUAGGGAUUUAGCAGACAGCUAUUUAAAACAAAUAGAAGCUGUACCAGGCUGGUACCUAGCGCUCUAA
This is a messenger RNA of Clunio marinus, 444 nucleotides long. The record is from the annotation of a GenBank genome assembly. NCBI's taxonomy places the organism in Eukaryota, Metazoa, Arthropoda, Insecta, Diptera, Chironomidae.